AUGACGGAUCGGAGGGCCCAUCACUUCCUUCCCGGCGAUGCCGUGUCAGGUAAAGUCAUCUUGGCCGCAAAAGGUGACGAGAAGAUCAAAGACAUAUCUGUCACAUUCAAGGGGUCAUUGUUCGCAAAAUCUACAGAGGGCAAUUUCAGGGGUACCUACAACUUCGAUAUCUUUAAGCUGAGCGAAACGUUGCUUCAGGGCCCCGCCAAGAUGAAGGCGUCCACCUACGAGUACGCUUUCUUCUUUGAGGUCCCUAAAAGCUUCUUCAAUCCGGUGGCAUGGGAAGGAUAUUCAAAACCUGGUGACCUCUAUUCGGCUCCACUAGGCCCCAUGUGGCCUAUCCCACCUACAUGCGAGGACUCAAGUCAGCUGCGAGACUCUUACACAGAUUGGAAAGUCACAUAUUCUUUAUCUGCCCAGGCUAAGAAAAGCAUGCUGAGCCUAGGAGAUGAGCUUCCUAUUGUUAUUACUUGUGAACCUACCCGAAACCCUAGUCCAGGGGCCAUCAGGCCAGACGCCCAUGACAGCUUCACGCAGCAUUAUACAUUCACAAAUUCGGGCAUCCCACGGCCACUCACUAAGGUCAAACCCAAAGACACUAUCCAACAUAGUGCUGGGAACUACCAAUUGGAUCUCUCUUUGCUAGCAGAGCCCACUACAGCGAUAAUUAUUGGCGAGCCCUUCACGCUGGCGUUCACGCUUCAAAUCAACUCUCCAGAAUCCGACUAUAGGGUGCCUUUACCCGAAUUCCUGCUCAAAGAUUACACUAUCGUUCUCAGGAGCUCCACGACUGCCGGCGUCCCGCAUGAGAAAAAGUCAUUUCUCUGUUCCUCUGUGCUCAGCCCUCUUGCGCUCAGCCCCGACAAGCAUAUUGUCAAUGCCCCUUUGCGGCUCAACGAACCAGUAUUGAUUCAUGAGACGCUUCCUUCGCCAUUUAAAUCGACGCCGUCUUUCAAAACGGUGCUUCUGGAGAGGAGGUACUUUUUCCAAAUCCACGCCCAUGUUUCUUGUCUGGACAACACUGUCAACCUGAAGAUCUUGCUGCCUUUCUGGCUGCACGGUCCUAAAGUUGAAUAUACAACAUCAACAGCCAGAGUGCGACAAACACAACCCGGUUUCUGA
This is a messenger RNA of Penicillium riverlandense, 1122 nucleotides long. RefSeq lists its product as uncharacterized. The record is from RefSeq and is a predicted model, not a curated record. The transcript has a single exon. The coding region runs from base 1 to 1122 and encodes 373 amino acids. Lineage: Eukaryota; Fungi; Ascomycota; Eurotiomycetes; Eurotiales; Aspergillaceae.